Messenger RNA from Acytostelium subglobosum LB1, 831 nucleotides. RefSeq lists its product as hypothetical. The record is from RefSeq and is a predicted model, not a curated record. The coding region runs from base 1 to 831 and encodes 276 amino acids. The transcript has a single exon. Lineage: Eukaryota; Evosea; Eumycetozoa; Acytosteliales; Acytosteliaceae. Gene Ontology annotation, molecular function: protein binding.
AUGGGAGCCAAGAAUUCAAAGAGCGACUUUGUGGACGAGGCUAUGGAACAGGCUGAAGCCAAACCAUUGGACAUAAAGGAUCUGCCAGUGAUGGUGGUGCUCAAGGUGUUCUAUCAUUGUUUCCAAGGACGUCUGCCAUCAAAGGACUACAUCACAUUGAGUACAGUCUGUAAACAAUGGCGUGUAUUUGCGAUAUUCUCAGUGACCGAUAUCCAACUUGUACCACAACACAUGCAACACCUACUCAUGCCCUACAAGCCAUGGGUACUAGACAGUGCGCUUCAAUCAAUCACCAACCUGAUGGUCAACAGCACGACCAUCACCAACGUCGACUUGUCCAACUCAGAGAUCGACAGUGCUCGCGCGAGGAUCAUUGGCGAGGGCGUGGCGCGGUCAACCUCGCUCAAACAUCUCAGUCUAAAUGGCAGUGCCAUGGAUGAUGCGGCGGCCGAGGAGCUGGCCGACGGACUGGCCGUCAACAAGACCCUGUCCACAAUCGAUCUGUCGCACAACCACAUCGGUCCCACGGGUGCACUGGCCAUCGCCAAGUCAUUGGAGCCAAGCAAGACCAUCGGAGUGAUCAAUCUCUCAAACAAUCAGAUCGGCAAUCAAGGUGCGAUUGAGAUCACAAAGGUGUUUGGCGCGCAGAACAAGUCGCGUGUCAAGAUCGACUUGUCAAAGAAUAGGAUUGGAGGCGAGGGUGUGCUGGCCAUCAUCAAGGCCCGUCAGCAGUCCAAACAUGUCAAGACAUCCUACGUCUACACGAGCGGCAUCAAGUACACCACAGUUGAUGGAAGAUGCAUGCUUGUGGCUUCAAGAGUUGAAGCUUAG